This is a messenger RNA of Macrobrachium nipponense, 506 nucleotides long. It is a transcript of the gene PrBP, whose product is annotated as retinal rod rhodopsin-sensitive cGMP 3',5'-cyclic phosphodiesterase subunit delta-like. The transcript has 3 exons. Gene Ontology annotation, cellular component: cytoplasm. The record is from RefSeq and is a predicted model, not a curated record. Bases 87 to 491 code for a protein of 134 amino acids. NCBI's taxonomy places the organism in Eukaryota, Metazoa, Arthropoda, Malacostraca, Decapoda, Palaemonidae.
ACUUUUGCUAAUACAACAGUUUUAAUUUAGUAAAUGAUUUAAACUUUCUAGUAUAUUUUAUCCUUAACUUAUUAUGCAGUAAUUGGAUGAACCUUCGAGAUGCUGACAGUGGCAAGAUUUUGUGGCAAGGAACUGAUGAUUUCACAAGUCCAGAUGUGGAACAUGAAGCAAGGGUACCAAGAAAGAUUCUGAAAUGCAAAGCUGUGUCUCGUGAAAUUUCCUUUUCAUCAGUUCAUGCCAUGGAAAAGUUUCGAUUAGAACAACGAGUAUAUUAUAAGGGUCGAAUGUUGGAAGAAUGGUUUUUUGAGUUUGGUACAGUGAUACCGAAUUCCACUAAUACCUGGCAAAGUUUGAUAGAAGCAGCGCCAGAGUCCCAAAUGAUGCCAGCACAAGUUUUGAGGUACAGUGUGUCUAUACAGUACAGCCAGUUUUUUAUGUUAAAGCUUGUUAUAAUUAAUGUCACAAGUUAUAAACAGUUAAUGUUUAUGUAACUUAUCUUCUUGAAU